AUGAUGGAGGUUUUCAGCAUGCUCAAGUUUUGGAGGUACACCGAAGGUAGAGAUCCAACCGCCAUCGGAGACUUUGAUUCCAAUUUCGACAACGAUGAGUUGUUCUUCGAUUUGGUGUUCACUAAUCCAUGUGAUGAAACGACAACGAUUAUGAUGCGUCUCCUAAUGCGGAAGAUUUUGCCUCCCGAUUCACUGAAAUCUCCUCGAGCGUUGAUUCCAGGGGUUCUGAACAACAAAUCGAGAUUAGACAAGGAAAAUUUCAAAAUCGAAGAAGUUAAGAUUGGAUCAUUGCUGAAAAGAGAUAACAAUUUGAGAGAUGUGUAUAAAACAGGAGAGAUAAAGAAGAGGGGACACGGUAGAAAAACUCUACCUAUUACCUAG
Messenger RNA from Lactuca saligna, 381 nucleotides. Lineage: Eukaryota; Viridiplantae; Streptophyta; Magnoliopsida; Asterales; Asteraceae. The record is from the annotation of a GenBank genome assembly.